AUAAAGCACUGACGAAGCGGCACUGUGACCAUGUCCCUAUUUUUUCAUGCUUGUUAGAGAGACAGGUAAAGUUGCUGAAAGGAGCUGCUUUUUCUCGUGUAUCUGCUAGAGCUGUUAUAGGCACUUGAGCAAUUUGGAAAUGUCGAAUUUAUUGCGGCAUUCUUUGAGCAAAUUCACUUUCAGUCCAAACGGAACACCAACUGGGAGAGAAAAAGUAACACCAAAACAUAAGCAUCUGAGACCAUUUCAAUGUGUGCUGACACAGGAUAACAGAAGCAUUGCCGUCAAGAAUGGCAAUGAUUCAUUGGUCAUAUGUCGGGUUGUGAAUGGGAUGUGGCAGACGAGUGGUGGGUGGGGCAGAAUUGAUAGGGAUGAUGCUGUUGAUGCUAUGCUUAAAUAUGCUGAUGCUGGCCUCACCACUUUUGAUUUGGCUGAUAUAUAUGGACCUGCUGAAGAUCUAUAUGGGAUUUUCAUUGAUCGAGUUCGUCGAGAGCGUCCUCCAGAAUUAUUGGAACAGGUCAGAGGUCUCACUAAGUGGGUGCCUCCGCCAGUUAAGAUGACUAGUAGCUACGUAAGAGACAGCAUAAAUGUUUCAAGGAAGAGAAUGGAUGUGGAAUCCUUGGACAUGCUUCAGUUCCAUUGGUGGGAUUAUUCGAAUCCAGGCUACCUGGAUGCACUAAAACACCUAACAGAUUUGAAAGAAGAAGGUAAAAUCAAGACUGUGGCUCUGACAAAUUUUGAUACAGAGAGAUUACAAAUUAUUCUUGAAAAUGAGAUUCCUGUUGUAAGCAAUCAGGUGCAACAUUCACUUGUUGAUAUGCGUCCCCAACAGAGAAUGGCAGAGCUUUGUCAGCAUACAGGAGUCAAACUGAUAACGUAUGGAACGGUAAUGGGUGGUCUGUUGUCGGAGAAGUUCCUUGACACCAACAUAUCUAUUCCUUUUGCUGGUCCUGCAAUAAACACCCCCUCCCUCCAAAAGUACAAAAGGAUGGUAGAUGCUUGGGGAGGAUGGAGUUUGUUCCAGGGACUGCUUCGGACUCUUAAACAAGUAGCUUCUAAACAUGGCGUUUCGAUCGCAACUGUUGGUGUGAAGUAUAUACUAGAUCAGCCUGCAGUAGCAGGAUCAAUGGUUGGUGUCAGACUAGGCUUGGCAGAACAUAUUCAAGAUACCAAUGCUAUCUUUUCGCUUGUUCUUGAUGAAGACGACGUGAACAGCAUAAGAGAAGCCACAGCGAAAGGAAAGGAUCUGCUUAAAGUGAUUGGUGAUUGUGGAGAUGAGUACAGGCGUGCAUGAGUCAUGUUGACUUAUCAACCUGGUGAAAUGCUUUCAUUUAUUAAGAACAAGGGGAUGAAAAAAAAGGGAGGGGACAAAGGAAAAGUGUUCGAGCCCAAUUUUGUGUCAGUUGAAGAAUUUGUAUGUAAUACUUUUAUGGAUUACUCAGUACUGAUCAAAAGACAAAAUAAAUGAAAGGAGAAAGUAAUGUAUUCUGUAGUAUAUAUCUUGUGAGAUUUAUGCAAACUUUCCUCAUAUAUUGGCCACCUCAAAGUAUAGAAACUUUGGUGAAUCACUGAACAAGAAUUACACUUAGCUCUAAGUUGAUUUUUGCAUGGAAGGAAGUAGUUAAUGAUC
Glycine soja is the source of this 1630-nucleotide messenger RNA. RefSeq names its product flagellar radial spoke protein 5-like. The coding region runs from base 140 to 1294 and encodes 384 amino acids. The transcript has 9 exons. NCBI's taxonomy places the organism in Eukaryota, Viridiplantae, Streptophyta, Magnoliopsida, Fabales, Fabaceae. The record is from RefSeq and is a predicted model, not a curated record.